Molecule: messenger RNA, 1334 nt
Organism: Lactuca sativa (garden lettuce)
Lineage: Eukaryota; Viridiplantae; Streptophyta; Magnoliopsida; Asterales; Asteraceae
Source: RefSeq, a predicted model, not a curated record
UGGUGGUCCGUACACCUUAAACCAAAACGGCUUCCCCUUGUACGGAUCAAAAUAUUCGGGGUCCAUCUUAACGAAGACUUUGCGUUCAAGAAGUUUUACCCCAAUCAAUCUCCAUUACAACUGUUUGAUCUCUAAUUGGUUGAUUGGUUAGCUGAUCGUCGCGGAGAUUGAUCGAAUUGAGCCCUAGAGUCUGGAGAAAUUCAAGUUUUUCUUUUGUAAUCCUGUCCUUUUUUUAUUAUUAUUAUGGUAAAAGAUUGAAGAAAUUCUAGGGCAAUGUUAAUCCCUUAGAAAAAAAAAGUGAAAAUGGAAGAAAAGAGGAGAUUACCAUCAUGGAUGAUAGGUGCAUCAAGAACUAAUAAACUGAGUAAAACCCUUGACAAGGAUGUGAACGAUAAGGACGAAGUGAAUGUUGGGACCAAAUCUGAAGUACCCAAAGCGAAAGGUGUAUCCCUGAAGCACAAAAAAGAGUUCUGCCAUUCCAGCGAUGACAAGAGUUUUCUAGUCAAGUGUGAAACAAAAAGAAAGAAAAGAGGAAUUGAUGAAAAAGAUGUGAUUGAGUCUCAUGACUUCAAGCAAGAAGUCGUUCUUGAGAAGAAAAAGCUUCGAAAGGUUAGGAGGAAGGUUGAAGAACCCGACCAUUCAAGAACAAAGGAAGAACAUACAGCUCAAUCUUCUGAUGAAGAUGAUGAGGAUCUGACCAUUGAUGAUCUAUUAAGCAUUGCAAAACAGUUUGUUGAAAAUGAAAAGAGUGAUAUGGAUCACCAGAAGUCAUCAGAAGGACUAUUAAAAAGAAAGUCUUCACAUUCUUCUUCUUCUUCUUCUUCUUCUUCUGUAAUCAAAACUUCCCUCAUUGCCCCUCAAGCUACUAAAUCACCUGCCCAGGAAGAAACUCCUUUACAUUAUGAGUCUACUGAGACUACAACAGGGGAUCCAGCUCAAGACAUGCUUGAUUUGCUUUUGGGGCCUUUACUAAAGAAAUCAAUAAGAAAAGAAGAGGAUGCUUCUAUUAAGGAUAUGAUUCUUACCCAUGGAGUUACCAAUCAACAACAACAUGAUGCUGUUGUUUCCAACAAACCACUCAACCUAACAAAGAAGAAAAGCAGCCUCAGGGAUGCAGUAGCAAUGCUUCUUGAUUGAGAAAGCUUACAUACAGAUACAUGAUUUUAUGAAGUUUUUAGCUUGUAAAUAUAAUAUAUAGAACAUGUUUUUGAAGUUUUUGCACUAGUUGAUUGUGAGAUUGAAGAUAUAUAUAGGAGGGUGUGGUUUUUGUCAUUUUAGUGAUUUAUAUUUAAAAUUGAGUAAAUAUAUUAGAGAGCAGUAUGUGUCUUGUGUAA